AGGAGGUCUUCAACGACUAUCGAACCUUCGUCAAAUACCUUAAAGAGGCUUUCGCGGACAUUGAUAAGACCCGCAAAGCCACGAGAACACUUCAAACCCUAAAACAAAAGAAGUCGGUACUGGAAUACACUACGGACUUCCAGAACGCGGCAUACGUAGCUGGACACCACACCGACUACACACUCAGGACGUUCUACGCCCAAGGACUAAAGGACGAAAUUCAGGAAGCAAUGACCUACCAUAAGGAACCCGAGAACCUCGCUGAAAUAAUCCAACUUACCACCAUGCUAGACCGACGCCGCUUACAGCGCGGAUAG
Messenger RNA from Aplosporella prunicola CBS 121167, 317 nucleotides. NCBI's taxonomy places the organism in Eukaryota, Fungi, Ascomycota, Dothideomycetes, Botryosphaeriales, Aplosporellaceae. The record is from the annotation of a RefSeq genome assembly.